GUUAUUGUUUACUUUGACAUUUGACAUAUAACUUUGAUUAAUUUUGCAGUUUGCAAACAACUUCAAUCCUAGAAUUUUAUUAAAUUAAUUUAUAGUAACAAACUAUAUCAUAAUGUCUGAAAAUAGAAAAAAACGAUACAGGAAACCAAAGCAAGAAGAAAAACGAACAGUGAUUCUAGCCAAACGUGAUCCAGAUCGUUGUGCGACGAAAACUUUUGAAGAUCAUCAACCAAUUCAACCGAAGAUUUUAUUGAAAGCCAAGGACCCAUCAGAUUGUGUCGGAUCACCAUCAAACACGAAUGCAUCCUCUUUAUCUAAUUUAGUGCCUCAGAAAACAAUUAUUGUCACCAAAGAUUCCAUAUCAAUCGAUGGUGCUGGUUCUGUAACGUCAAACUCAACCACUCAUCCCAUUUCCCAAAGUCCUAAUAACUCUUCAACACAACCGCCAAAAGAAUCCACAACAGAUGUGCCUAUUGCCGAACCCACUCCAAUUAUGACCCGCCCAGCAACAGUGAUCUCGUCCACAUCGCAAAUUAACUUUAAUGCGUCGAAAUUCCUUUUGAAAAACAAUAAGGAUUUUCUGGUUGUGGGGGUUGUUGGCAGGCAAGGUGUUGGUAAAUCCACUAUUAUGAACCUGUUGGCUGCGGAGGAGAUUAACGAUGAAACGUACACGUCUAUUUUCAAGGAACAAGAGAGUAUCUUUCCCAUUAAGAUUAAACCCAACAAAGGAGCCGCUUGGCCACGCACCGAAAGUAUUCAUAUGUACAUCACAAAAGACAGAAUGAUCCUUCUCGACAGCCCCCCAGUUCUAUGCAAUUCCUACAAGAAAGAUGAACUCACGAACGAAAUGGACGACAUGCAUAAUCUUAUCAUAUUCCUCACCGUUUGUCAUCUGGUGAUCUUCGUACAGAACGACCAUUUCGACAUGAGUCUUGUUCGCUUGUUUCAGAUGGCCGAAAUGACAAAGCCCAAUCAGGAUACAAAACCUUUUGUAGAGGAUUACUAUCCGAAUGUCUUAUUUGUCAAGAACCGGGCUAAGCGAUUAGAUUUUUUAGACGUCGAAAAACAAAUGCAGGAUAAAAUGCUUAGGUUUUGUUUUGCAGACACCAAACUAAAGGUGUUCCUUGGUGAAACCGAUGAACAGAAGAAGUCAUCUUCGUCGAUACCAGAUGCAGACAAGAUUGUCAAUUCUUUUCUAGUACCAGAAAUUAAAGGUAAUGAAGCGAGCAGUUUCCACACUGAUUUGCAGUCCAUUGCAGAAGACUUAAGAAGAAGAGUAUUUAUGACACCGCGCAACCAAAUCUACAACGCUCCUGGUGAGCUAACCGAAGCCAUUUGGUUUGAAUUGCUGACAAGAACUGCAAACGAGUGGAAUCAUUUCUUUUUCAGGACUUAUAAAGAAGCUCGAAUAAGUUAUUUUCAAAGUGGAAGUAGUGCUGAUCCUGAAAAGUAUGCAUAGUUAAAUUUGUUUGUAAAUAAAUUCGAACUUUUAAAUCGUGUAAA
Molecule: messenger RNA, 1503 nt
Organism: Eupeodes corollae
Lineage: Eukaryota; Metazoa; Arthropoda; Insecta; Diptera; Syrphidae
Product: protein SMG9
Exons: 3
Coding region: 113-1459 (448 amino acids)
Biological process (GO): nuclear-transcribed mRNA catabolic process, nonsense-mediated decay
Source: RefSeq, a predicted model, not a curated record